Molecule: messenger RNA, 1306 nt
Organism: Aspergillus japonicus CBS 114.51
Lineage: Eukaryota; Fungi; Ascomycota; Eurotiomycetes; Eurotiales; Aspergillaceae
Product: putative polyadenylation factor subunit CstF64
Exons: 3
Coding region: 10-972 (320 amino acids)
Biological process (GO): mRNA 3'-end processing
Cellular component (GO): mRNA cleavage and polyadenylation specificity factor complex
Molecular function (GO): mRNA binding
Source: RefSeq, a predicted model, not a curated record
AUCGCAAUCAUGGCCCCGCAAAGGAAUAACGGGACGAGUAUCUUCCUGGGGAAUAUUCCCUACAACCUCACCGAGGAACAAAUCAGAGACAUCCUCGGCACCGCCGGCACAGUCACGAAGUUUCGUCUUAUGAUCAACCAGGAAACCGGCAAACCGAAGGGAUAUGGAUUCGCCGAUUACGCCGACGCCGACUCCGCAGCCUCUGCCGUGCGCAACCUGAACGACUACGAGGUCAUGGGUCGCAAGAUCCGCGUCGACUGGCCCCAUAACAACGAGAAGGACUCCGUGCCGCCCGAAUACCUCCACCAGAACGCCGGCCCCGCGGGCGCUGCUGCGGGACAACAAGACGGCCUGGGCCUUGGCGGCGCCGGGGGAGCUGGCGGCGCGCAGCCCGCGCAUGCGCCGCUGCCUCCUCUGCCCCCGGGUGUGGAGGUGCCGCCGCACCUGGACUGCCCCAACGCCAUCUCGCAGACACUCUCCUCCCUCCCUCCCAACCAGCUCCUCGAUGUCCUCCAGCAGAUGAAGUCCCUGGUUAUGGCCGACCCCGCCCGCGCCACGGAGCUCCUCCGCCAGGCGCCCCAGCUCGCCUACGCCAUCUUCCAGGCCUUGCUCCUCAUGAACCUGGUCGAUUACAGCGCCCUCGGCUCGGUCGUGGAACAAGCCGCCGCGCAGACCGCCGCAGCUGCACCACCACCACCGGCCGCCGCCGCCGCCGCCGCCGCCGCAGCGCAAGCUUUCCAGAACUUCCCCGGCCAAGUGUCCACCCCGCCGAUGGUCUCCGCGCCUUUCGGACAGCAGCAGCCUCCGCAGGCGGCGCCGCAACAGGCAGCCCCGCAAGCCAUUCCCGGCCAGGAAGAGCUGCUGCAGCAAGUCCUGAGCAUGCCGCAGGCCGCCAUCGAUGCGCUGCCCCCGAUGGAACGCAGCCAGAUCCUGCUCCUGCGUCAGCAGUUGAUGCAGGGUGGGAUGCGUUGAUGAUGACGAUGAUGACCAAAUCCUGUUCUUUUUUUUUUUGUUCUCGCUCUUCAAAUUUCGGGCGGCAUCGGUGGUACAGUCCUUUGUUUUCAGAGAGAGCGUUGAUAUCGGCAGCAACAGCAGCAGCAUCGUCUUGGUUCGCUUUGUGUUUUCGCUUCGAUGAGUUCGCAACAAACUGGAAUGGCGCAAACGGGGUGUCUUUUUCUCUCGUCCCUAUGGGGUCCUGUUUUCUGGGGGGGUUUCACCAAAACCAUCGGAUCUGUACUUUACAUAUCACUUCUUGCCUUGCGGACACUACCUUUUUUCAUCAAGCGAGUUGUGGCAGAUAUCCCAA